Exophiala oligosperma is the source of this 783-nucleotide messenger RNA. RefSeq lists its product as uncharacterized. Bases 1 to 783 code for a protein of 260 amino acids. The transcript has 2 exons. Lineage: Eukaryota; Fungi; Ascomycota; Eurotiomycetes; Chaetothyriales; Herpotrichiellaceae. The record is from RefSeq and is a predicted model, not a curated record.
AUGUACAUUAUGAUCCCAGUAUAUGUCAUUAAUGCGCUGUAUCUGUGGCCGAUCACGCUGUGGGUGUAUAUCAAGUAUGGUCGACCGCCACCACCACAGAAGCAUGGCGUGACCGGCACGCAGGAAGCGCAUCAGCCUCCAACUGCCAAUGCCAGUGGAACAGCUGGGGAAGAGACACAACGAGACAUGGGUCGGAGGGGUCACAACGACACAUCUCCGAAUGAGGAGGGUGAAGUCGACAAGACCGACAUGGAAAGUGGGAUCACUGGAGAGCAAGGAGGGAAUGAGGAUAAUCGGUCGGCGGAAGACCAAGACAAUAAGAAAGAGAGUGCAGGAAAUAGAGAGCAGGGAGGACAUUCUGAGCAUCAUCACAAGAAUUCCGGACGUCCAAUGUUCGCGACGGUGACAGUGGGAGUCUGCCAUUGCGGCGCAGGCUGCGUGUUGGGGGAUAUCGUCGGGGAAUGGCUCGUCUACGGCACAAAACGCGGCCUUCGGCUCACCUCGUCGACUCUUUAUUUUUCUAUCGCGCCCAUGGCCGGCCAGUAUGGUCCCAAGAUUAUCUACCGAGCACUCAAGGCUGAUGCACUUUCGCUGUUAUUCUUCGAGGUCGGGUUGUUUGGCUGGAUGGCGAUUUUUCAGGUUGCGAUCUUCAACUGGGAGCUAGAGAUGCCUACGGUUACGUAUUGGUGGAUGAUGCAGAUUGGUAUGUUCCUGGGUCAUUGGACAGGUGUACCGAUUAAUUGGUGGUUGAUUAAGACUCGGGUUAAGAUGCCUUGUGCAUAG